Messenger RNA from Xiphophorus maculatus (southern platyfish), 3181 nucleotides. Its product is annotated as G2/M phase-specific E3 ubiquitin-protein ligase-like. The transcript is spliced from 13 exons. The record is from RefSeq and is a predicted model, not a curated record. NCBI's taxonomy places the organism in Eukaryota, Metazoa, Chordata, Actinopteri, Cyprinodontiformes, Poeciliidae. Bases 70 to 2004 code for a protein of 644 amino acids. Gene Ontology annotation, cellular component: nucleus. Gene Ontology annotation, molecular function: ubiquitin-protein transferase activity.
GAGCUGGUUGAGCCGUCACCAAACUUCUGCAGCAAUUGUGGCAAGAGGCUUCAACUUCAGGAAAUAUUUAUGGAAGAUACUCCACAAUGUUCAACACAACAGCCUGUUCCAUCCUGCCCUGCACCAGCCCUCAGCACCUUCCUUGAAUACAGAAAAAAGAAAAAUGAGGAGCGACAAAAGUAUUCUCUUGGGAAAAAGGGGUUAAAGCAAAAGGAAAAAAAGAAAGUUCGGAUAAAUAUUGGCUUGAUGACCAUUCACAAGAAUGGUCUAAAGCCACAGCGUGGAAAAACCAUUUUGCUUGCAACAGAUCCAGAUGUCUCUGCCACACCUCUGCUCAGUCUUGCUGCUAAAAAAAUGAAGGACUUCAACAAAGAUAUAAAAGAUGGACCUUUCUUCCUUCUGUACCCAGAUGGGACAGAGGUUAUUAAUAUCCCUGGGACACAAACACCGUUUACUCUCGCAGCUUAUAAGGCUGAAAUUGGCAAGUCAUACCAAAGGAUCUCUCUUUUCCUCUGCUUGAAAAGGGACUUUGAAGAAGUUGGAAAAUUGUCAGACUCGUCCGAUUCCGACCCAGAGGUUAUUAUUAGAAAAAACUCCGAGUUUGAUCUUGCUGAUACACUGCCAUGGGAACCUAUGGAUGAAAGCAGUCCUUUGCAAAAGGUGGCAGAAACAGAGAAUGGUGUUGGGGAUCUCGUACUUGCAAAUGAAGUACAACAGGUUAUGGACUUGGAUAACAAUGGCAACAAUCCAGGCACCAGUCAAUGUCUCACUGUCCAGAGCUCCUGUUACAGAGACUACACCACUCUCUUUGAGCCCAUUGUUAUUGAUGAUGAUGAUGAGAUUGAAUAUUUUACAGAAGACAAAAAGCAGGACCUGUCCCCAGAAGAACAUUUACAAACAAACGUGCAGCCACAUGAUAUUAUUGCAGAACUGGCCAAGAAUAUUGACCACAAGAAAGUCAGCCGGUUCAACAUAUGUCGUACUGAUGUGUGGGAUGGAGCUGUUCGGGGCUUUCAGAGGAGCACAUACUCCGACAAGAACGACAUGUUCAUCAAAUUUAACGAUGAUGCUGGCUGUUUGGAGGAAGGGUUGGACACAGGUGGCCCGAGGCGUGAGUUUCUCACGCUUCUUAUGGCCAUUCUGAGAAAUCGUCCUAUCUUUGAUGGACCCCCAGAAGCUCGUUACGUUGGGUGCAAUUCGAGAGCUGCCAGGGAAGAUGAGUAUUUUUUAGCAGGAAAGAUGAUUGCUGUAUCGAUUGUACAUGGGGGACCGGCACCACAUUUUCUCUCAAAGAACCUGGUCAACUACAUGAUAGGGAAUCCAAGUUUCGGCGCCACUGUUGAAGAUGUUCAAGAUGAGGAGAUAGGGAAAGUUCUAAAGCAGGUCCUGGAAGCUGAAUCAGAUGAAUCUCUGCUAAAUAUAAUUUUUCAAAACAGCGGGAUGUUCCAAACUGCUGGUUGCUUCAGAAGUGUGAAGAUUUCUGAGAAGAAAGCUUUUGUAGAGGAGUAUCUCAGAUGGUACAUCCUUGACAGAAACCACAGUGCCAUUCAACGAUUCAAAGAUGGACUGGCAAGUCUGGGGUUUUUCGCUGCACUGCAACAGCAUUCCAGUGUCCUGUCCCCAGUCCUAUGUUUCUCUGCCAAGGCCCUGACUGCUUCAGACUUGGAGACCAUGUUCAAACCAGAUCUCAGCCCAGUAGGAACCAAUAGGCGGCAAAAGGAGGGCAAAACUAUCGUCUUCUGGGCAGAUUAUUUGCUUGAUUGUGAAGAGAAAAACACUGCUGUAUGUCUAGAGGAAGUCCUGAUGUUUGCUACAGGUCUGACAGCGAUUCCACCAGCAGGCAUGAUGCCAUCCCCACAUCUUGAGUUUUUGAGUGAUUCACCCUUUCCUGUUGCAAACACCUGUGCAAAUACACUGAAACUGCCACUUUUGGAAUCUUACGCUGCUUUUAGGGCUAACAUGGACUUUGGAAUACAAAAUGCUCCGGGAUUCGGAUGCUACUGAAACUGAAAGAAGAGAUUUCUUGGCAGUCUUGUUCUAAUGCUGUUGGCAUUCAGCUAAUUUUGUGAAUGUGAAUACAGGGUCCAUGUUGUUCUCCAUUUCUGGGUGGCAAAGCCUUGCCAUAAUUUCUGAAAAGAUUAGAUAAUAUGAUGUCCUUUUCAAAGUGAUAGCUUUGAAAGGGACAUCAGCUCAUGAAGUCAACAAUCCGUUAGGGCAAAUUCUGUAUUUUUUUUUUAGAGUGGUGUAUGUCUGGUUUAGGUUCACGGUCCGGGCAUUUCUAAUAUGUCCAUAAUAUAGUUUUUUUGUAUUAUCUUAAAAGGGGAUACACUCGGCUUUCAUUUAAGCCAAGUUUUGAAUCUGACCAACUCAGGUCACCAGAGCUUGUUAAAACAAAAUAACAUGAAUCCUUUUCGCCUAACCAAAAACAUUGUUUGUAAUCCAAUGGUAUCUAGGGACACAAGAGUUGACAACUGAAAUACUCAGACUAAGAAAUCCUGAAAUGUACCAAAUCUAUACUACCAUGCAGUCAUGUUUUUAUGUGGUUAUUAUGGAUUACAUAAUGGUGGACUAAUCUAAAAAACAGUAUAUGGUAUACAUUUCCAGAUUUCUUAGUCUGAGUAUUUCAGUUGUCAACUCUUGUGUCCCUGAUGUCCCUGGAUACCACUGGACUAAAAACAAUGUUUCUUGGUAAGGCAAAAAGAGUUUGUGUUAUUUCUGUUUAACAAGCUGUGGUCAGAUUCGAAGCUUGGCUUAAAUGAAAGCUGAGUGUAUUCCCUUUUAAAAUGAUACAAAAUUUUAUAUUGUAGAGCUUUGACAAAUGCCCAUAUCGUGAGCCUAAACCAGACAUACACCAGUCUCAAAUAACAGAAUUUGCCCAAAGGGAUUGUUGACUUCAUGAGCUGAUAACUAUGAAUAAACUGCCACUUUAGAAGGGCUAUCCUUCUAAAGUGGCAGUUUAUUCAGUUUUCAGCAUGAUUUCAUAUGAUUUUCAUAUGAUUUUGCUAUCAUAUGAAAAUAUCUAAAAAUAGAUAAUAUUUUAUGUUAUAUGUUCUUACCUUAACAAUGAGUUUUCAUUUGAGUAAAAUGAACAGGACACAAAAUAUAAAAAAAAAUUUAUUCAGGUUGUUUGUGUCUACAGCCUUGCUAUGUGUUUGAGGAAUAAAUACAGUUCCAUAGCUGA